UUAUCGUAUUAAACUGACAACUCUGCUUAGGUAUGAGUAUUGAUCAUGGGGAGUGCCUGCAUAUCGUAAACAUCUGUACAUCUGAGAAAUAUAAACUUCUGUUGGACUGCUUUGUAUCUGGGAGGUCUUCGAAAGAGUUGCUUUUGCGAAGUAAAUUGAAAAAGUGCUCCAAGUGCAGCGACAGUUCCAGUUGGACCUUCCUCUGCUUGGAAUGUGGCUACUUUGGAUGCCAUUCAUCUACAAACAGCCACAAGUUUUCACAUUAUGCUUCAACUAACCACAAAAUGUUUAUGGAUCUUAAUAAUGGCCAUGUGUGGUGCAUGAAGUGUGAAACAUUUGUGUUCAACGAAAACCUAGAAAGUGUCAGAAUGUGGCUCAAUUCGGAAAAGCGUGGGCGUAUUCCAGCGUUUGAAGAUUGGGAGCCUCCAAUUGAGGACAUCUCUCUUCUCGUUCGCAGUUCAAAACGUCGACGGAUAAAGUCAGGAAGCAGUAUCGGUUUGAGAGGAUUAACAAACUUGGGGAGCACCUGUUUUAUGAGCUGCAUUUUGCAGAGCCUCCUCCAUACCCCAGUUCUCAGAGAAUACUUCCUUUCUGAACAGCACCACUGUACGGGAGACGAGAGGAAACAGUGCUUGGCAUGUGAAAUGGUCUGGCUUUUCCAGGAGAUGCUAUCCGGACAGAAAAACCCCAUCUCACCCCACAAGAUGCUACAUUUAGUGUGGACACAAGCUCGUGUACUUGCUGGCUACGAUCAACAAGAUGCCCAUGAGUUCUUCAUUACCUACCUCGAUUUACUGCACCGACAUCUCGUAAAACAAGAUCUGAUAGCGAGUGGUUUAAGUAAUGGAAUUCCUCACACUCCUCUGGAUUGCUCCUGUGCCAUUCAUCAGAUCUUUACGGGGUCUUUGCAAUCUGAUCUAACUUGCACUAACUGCAGCAACAUCUCCGCAACUGUCGAACCAUUCUGGGAUAUAUCUCUCGAUCUCGUUCCAAGAGAUAACGGAGACAAGAUCUCGGACAGUGCCAGUGUGUGUAGUAGCAUCAGUGUGGACAGUGAGCCCAGUGAUGAUGAGCCUCCCGUCACUCUGGACGAGUGUCUUGAGAGAUUCACUCGACCUGAACGUCUCGGCUCUGAGGCUAAAAUCAGAUGCAGUGUGUGCGGUAUUGCACAAGAGGGUACAAAACAGCUCUCAUUGAAGCAGAUCCCAGUAGUUGUUUGCAUCCACAUCAAGCGGUUCCGACACAGCAAAAAAACUCGCAAACUCGGCAAUCCUCUGGAGUUUCCCUUCGAGAUAGAUCUUUCUCCUUAUCUGACGUGUUCUAUCAACAAGACAAACAAGGCUCAGCAGGAAGUGGGAAGGUACCGGUUGUUUGCUGUAGUUAACCACAUGGGCACAACAGACUCGGGUCACUACAUAAACUACGUACUCCACGCUGGGGAACAAUGGUUCCGUUGUGACGACACUUACCUUACCAAGGUUUCAAAGGAAACUGUACUAAACAGCGAGGCAUACAUGUUGUUUUACCACAAAAAAGUAAUAGAGUAUUCUUGAGUUUCAUAAACUCGCUUUUAUAUUACA
Bolinopsis microptera is the source of this 1580-nucleotide messenger RNA. RefSeq names its product ubiquitin carboxyl-terminal hydrolase 27-like. The coding region runs from base 33 to 1553 and encodes 506 amino acids. Gene Ontology annotation, molecular function: cysteine-type deubiquitinase activity; zinc ion binding. The record is from RefSeq and is a predicted model, not a curated record. Gene Ontology annotation, biological process: protein deubiquitination. The transcript has 11 exons. Lineage: Eukaryota; Metazoa; Ctenophora; Tentaculata; Lobata; Bolinopsidae.